This is a messenger RNA of Suillus subaureus, 5832 nucleotides long. Its product is annotated as glycosyltransferase family 2 protein. NCBI's taxonomy places the organism in Eukaryota, Fungi, Basidiomycota, Agaricomycetes, Boletales, Suillaceae. Gene Ontology annotation, molecular function: cytoskeletal motor activity; ATP binding; chitin synthase activity. Bases 115 to 5640 code for a protein of 1841 amino acids. The record is from RefSeq and is a predicted model, not a curated record. The transcript has 20 exons. Gene Ontology annotation, cellular component: myosin complex; cell septum; cell periphery.
AUCGAAAAAGGCGCAGUCCGUCCACAUGCCGACGGCCCGACUUGAAUGGCCUGGCAUGUCUAGCUGACAUUUCUUUCCACUCGACGACUCGUUGCUUGUUCACUCUCCAGCACGAUGGCCUCUGCUUCGGCCAUUCUCGUGUCUCAGGCUGUCAGCUCCGGCGAGCUUACAGACCUUGUUUCGUCUUCUACACCUGCCACCGUUCAUCCUACAGAUGAUUCCAUCCUCUCUGUACUCACCGCUCGAUUUCGCGCUGAUUUACCAUACACUAGACUCGGAUCCACAAACCUUGUGGUAGUCAAUCCUUACAAAACACUCGCCAAUGUCAACGAUGCUAACGCGAAGGAGUACGAAGAUAGAUGCUACAAGGACACCAAGCUGGGCUUGGCGGAUUCUCGGAGACCCCCUCAGCCUCACUUGUAUGAGCAAGCGGCCAAAAUUUAUCUCCUUAUGAGAAGGAGGAAUGAAUCUCAAGCAGUUGUCACUCGGGGAAUUUCGGGAUCGGGAAAGACCGCAAGCAGUCGCCUGCUCAUAGACCAGAUUUUGCGCCUUUCAGCUCACUCCAAACGAGAGGCCAAAAUCGCCGACCAAAUCAAAUCUUUCGCAGUGCUGCUCGAGUCUUUCGGAAAUGCAAAAACACCUGUGAACCCAAAUGCCUCACGACACACACGCUACACAGAACUCCAUUUCAAUGAACGCGGGCGUAUCAGUGCUGCGAAGGUUAUCGCCUUUGGGCUUGACAAGUCCCGCUUGAUUCGCCUGUCACAUGAAGAACGAUCUUACCAUGUGUUUUACCAACUUCUUGCUGGGGCUACGCCAAUGGAGCGUCCCUCGGACUACGCCCUGUUGGCAUCAUCCAAUUGCUAUCAUUUGCCUGCUGGCCCAUUCAACGCUUUCAAAACUUUAGGCUUCAACGUGCUCGCUGCCAUCCUGCUGCUCGGUAACCUCGAAUUCGGGGAGGCUGAUGCACAGGACGUCUCUGCAUAUAUCCUUAACGUGCCAGUUCUCCAACAGGCAGCAAAGCUUUUGGGCGUUUCUGCCGAAGAACUCAGCGACACGCUGACGUGCAAGACGAGUUAUGUACGCAGGGAGCUGUAUACUGUGUUACUCAAUCGAGACCAGCUAGUUCGCGAUCUCUAUGCAAUCAUGUUUGCAUUCGUGCUAGCCCCUGCUUCCCUAAGCCCUACAUGUUCCGCCACUCCAGGCUAUCAGACACGGGCGCCUUCAGGGUCGAGUGCUCAUCAGAAUGGCUUUGAUGAAUUCUGCAUCAAUUUCACCGACGAACUCGUGCAGUCACACAUACUUCGGAACAUUUUCGACGACAGCACAGGCUCUAACAGUCGUAUGAUUGCUGAUGGGAACUCGCUACCGGCUAUCAUUGCUAUGGACAACUCAGCGUGUGCCGAGCUUCUUCGGGGCCCAUACACUACUCAGAAAACGUCACGAAAACCUGGCGGUCUCCUGGGUAUCGUUGACAAGGUCGUAAUGUCCUUCAAAUCGGGGCGUGCGGGUGAUCAACGGAAUGAUGAGUUGCUGUGGGAUUUGGGUGCCAAGUUUGGUGUGCACCCGUCUUUCGUUGCAGCACCGACCGCAGACGAGAGGAGAUCUUUCAGGAUCAACCACUAUGCUGGUCCCUGUUCAUACGACAUCAGCAACUUCGUGGAGAAGGACGCUGACCUGCUUGACCCUUCUUUCGUUACUCUCCUUCGUAGCUCGGCUGAUGCAUUUGUCGCGAAGCUCGUGUCGGGCCCCAGCUUGUCUACAGAAAAGCACCAGAGUGAUGAGGAAACUAUCGUCCAAGCUCAAGUCUCUUCCCGCCCUCUUCGCAUGAUCACUCCUCUGGGAGAAAGCGCGGAUGAGAAUCCUCUCUUAAACCCAUCCAAAAUCUAUCCCGUCACUACGCAGCUCAACCAGACGCUUUGGAAUGUCUUGUUCAACAUCGAGAAUGUGCCAAUGUGGACUAUCACAUGCAUUCGCCCCAAUGAUAAUGGGUUCUCCAACUCCCUUGACAGGCGUCGCAUCAAAGGACAAAUCAAGGCUCUGCUACUCCCUGCUAUUGUGUUGAGGAAACAGGUUGAGUUUGUUGCAGACUUUGAUCAGGCAGAGUUUUGUGACAGAUAUCGUCCUACUAUGCGCGGAUCAGAUGCUGAGCGCAUUCGUCAGUGCGCCCAGUCUAAUGGCUGGAGAGAGGACAUAGACUUUGCGAUUGGCAACCAGAGGAUCUGGCUAUCGUACUCGGCAUGGAAGAUGGUAGAAGAUGUUGUGCGUUCUGAGGAGAAAGAGCAGAAGAGGCUUGCUCGUGAGGAUUCACAAGAGGAUGGGAGCGCCAUGCCCGAUGAUGCCACAGACUACCCUGGUGAUGAACGGCAGUCAACAUACUUUGAUGAGCCGCAUGCCACCCCAUUCCAAGAGCCGAAAACGCCCAUAUUCGAUGGUUAUGCACCGUCUCAUGUUGCUGCUCCCAGUUACCACGAGGAAUCGGGUUCCACGAUGUGGGAAACGAAGCCCGAAAACUUCGACGCAGCACCUCCCCUUAUGCCCAAUUCUGCCAUGCUAGCCACGGAUAACGCUCCUGAAAUGUUGGAGGAACAGCUGCCAACUACUCGAACCCGACGUUACUGGCUUUAUGCCGUCCGCUUCUUCACCUGGUUUAUUCCCAACUUCCUGUUAUCGUGGUUAGGCCGCAUGAAGCGCCCCGACGUCCGUCUUGCAUGGCGAGAGAAGGUGACCAUCUGCAUCCUCAUCCUCCUCGGAAAUUGUUUUAUCCUAUUCUACAUCAUUGUUUUCGGUAUCAUUCUCUGCCCGAACUUCAAGUACGCAUGGACAACGAACGAAGUGGCUCAACAUACAGCUACCAAUGACUACUAUGUCUCCAUUCAAGGCAGGGUUUACGACGUCUCCAAUUUCGUUCGCGGUGACCACAGUGACAUCGUGGGAGAGCCAAGUAAUGGUGCAGCCACCCUGGCGGGGCUCGCUGGUACCGACAUGACCUACUACUUCCCCCCUCCCUUAAAUGUGGCAUGCGCGGGUCUUAACAACACUCUACUCUUGUUUCCGCAAGCCAUGCAUUCCUCCGGAUCCAAUGCUCCGACGACUCCCACAGCUCUCGAUAACCAGGACUGGUACACUGCGACCUUCAAACCAAGUAUCGAUCAGUACUAUCUCGGUCCAUUGGUUUGGGAGCCAAGCGAUAUUUACUCUCAGGCCAAUCAAACCACGAAUCCGCGAACUUGGGCAAUUUACGAGAAUAGCAUCUAUGAUUUGACAGACUAUGUCUACACCCUGAACACGAUCAACCUGAAUGUCGCAUCGUACAGCUUCCUUGACCCGAACCUCGUUGCGGUCUUUGAGCAACAAGCCGGGCAGGACAUUACUAACGCUUUGAAUCAAGUCUUGGGUUCCAUGAGUGCUGAAAACCGUACGGCGAAUAUGGACUGUCUUUCUAACGCUUUCUACUAUGGAGAGACGGACUUCCGGUAUACUGCUAGAUGUCAAGUGCAGAACUACCUUUUGCUUGUGUUCUCCAGUGUCAUCAUGGCCUCGAUGGGGUUGAAAUUCUUUGCUGCACUCCAACUCCAAACUAAACGCUUCCCUGAGUUACUGGACAAGUUCGUGAUAUGCCAGGUCCCUUGUUACACGGAAGGAGAGGAUUCCCUUCGCCGCACACUCGACUCACUUGCCAAUUUGGACUACGACGACAAGAGGAAGCUGAUUUUCGUCAUUUGCGAUGGGAAUAUCAUCGGGAGCGGUAAUGAACGGCCGACACCUGCUAUCGUGCUCGACAUCCUUGGCGUUGACCCAGCGAAUGAUCCCGAGCCCCUGAUAUUCAAAUCGAUCGGAGAAGGCUCGCAGAAGCUCAACUAUGCCAAGGUAUACUCCGGAUUGUACGAGUUUGAAGGCCACGUUGUUCCGUAUAUGGUCGUCGUGAAGGUCGGGAAGCCAAGUGAACGUUCAAAACCCGGCAACCGUGGCAAGCGUGACAGUCAGGUCAUGUUGAUGCAGUACUUGAACAGGGUGCACUUCAACGCACCCAUGUGCCCGCUAGAGCUCGAAAUAUAUCAUCAGAUGCGGAAUGUUAUAGGGAUCGACCCUGCGUUCUACGAGUACAUCUUCACUGUGGAUGCAGAUACGUCCGUGAGUCCCAAUUCUCUUAACCGUCUUGUGGCAUCCUCGAUAGCGGAUUCCAACAUAAUCGGCAUAUGUGGUGAAACGAGACUCCAGAAUGAGGAGGGAUCCUGGUGGACCAUGAUCCAGGUAUACGAGUACUACAUCUCGCACAACUUGUCCAAAGCUUUCGAGAGUCUUUUCGGCUCAGUCUCGUGUCUUCCUGGUUGCUUCACCCUUUACCGCAUCCGCACUAAUGAUAAAGGUCGACCGCUCAUCAUCUCCAACCGUGUAAUUGAUGAAUAUGCGGAAAAUAACGUGGACACCCUGCACAAGAAGAAUCUGUUCUCCCUCGGCGAAGAUCGAUUCCUGACGACACUGUUGAUGAAACAUUUCCCUACCUUCAAGACUAAGUUCACUCCGGAUGCAAUUGCGCGUACCAUGGCACCAGUAUCCUGGAGAGUGCUGUUUUCACAACGGAGGCGUUGGAUCAACUCGACCGUUCACAACUUAUGCGAGCUUGCUGUUCUUCCUGACCUCUGCGGCGUCUGCUGUUUCUCAAUGAGGUUCUUCGUCUUCCUCGACCUGAUCGGUACUUUGUUGGCUUGGCUAAUUGUCGAGGUUGCUACUGGACAAUCUCCGUUCCCUCUGAUUUCCGUCAUCAUGUUGGCAGUGGUGUAUGGUCUUCAGGCUCUUAUCUUCAUCAUCAGAAGAGAGUUCAUGCUUGUUGGAUGGAUGGUGGUCUAUCUCCUUUCGUACCCCAUUUACAGUUUCUUCCUGCCCAUAUAUUCAUUCUGGCGGAUGGAUGAGUUCGGUUGGGGUAACACUCGUAUCGUGCUCGAUGAUGGUGGAAGCAAGAAGGUCAUCGCCAACAACAACGACAUAAAGUUCAACGAGUCUAUGAUUCCGUACAAGAAGUUUAGUGACUAUGAGGCUGAAACAUUGGGUGACAACCAAUCCGGGAAGUCAUAUGGCUCGCCUCCCGAUUUCAACCAGGCAAGCUCCGUGUAUCUCUCCGCCCCUCAGCCGCGUCUUCCGUCAGGCUCCCAACGCCCGUCUGUCUACGAGUAUGGCCACUCUGAAUCAGGAGACCACGACUACUACCGCGACACGAACAUGAUACAUAGCAACUCGUCACAUCAACACCUACACGCGCCUUCACGUCCGAGCUCUCGUGCCGUAUCUGACGCUAAUCGCCCACCACCUCAGAUGGCCAAAUGGAGAGGACCCUCGCAGGAAAGGAUCAACAUGUUUACUCCGACCAAUUCGGGUCCACAUGGGAGCGUGUAUGGGAUGACGCCGCCUGACUCGCGAAUGGCAUCUGGAGUCUUCAACAACCGCGCCAUGUCCCCCGCCCAGAGCUUAGGUGUCCCUCAACCUUUGCACGGAGGAAUGCGGACCGUCUACGUUAUCCAUGGCUACAACUGUGUUUACCGGUCAGCUCGUGAGGCUAUGGCGGCUCGCUUCCCUCGCGCAGACUUGACGCCUCGCAAAGACUUUUUAAACCAAUGCAUUGAUAACAUUCUUUCACAUUAAAUGUAGGGUAGAUACAUCAUUUAGGACACUUGCAUUCAUCUCUGGGACACUUCUAGUCUUUGGACUUAAUUAACCGUCGGGACAUGCUGAUUUAGCGUUUUGUUUUGUUAUGAUUACUGCAUCUAUAUCAUUCAUAGUCUAGGUGUUGGAUAUUGUUGGACAUAAUAUGAUGGCGACUUGGACUAUUGAAAC